Messenger RNA from Raphanus sativus (radish), 2407 nucleotides. RefSeq names its product plasmodesmata-located protein 8. Gene Ontology annotation, cellular component: plasmodesma. The record is from RefSeq and is a predicted model, not a curated record. The coding region runs from base 1411 to 2247 and encodes 278 amino acids. The transcript is spliced from 3 exons. NCBI's taxonomy places the organism in Eukaryota, Viridiplantae, Streptophyta, Magnoliopsida, Brassicales, Brassicaceae.
AUGUCUGAGAAUGAUUUAGUUAUGCAGUACUCUAUUGUCUAUUCAAAUAAUAAAUCAAUUAUAUCAUCCAAUUUCUCGAGCUUUUGAUAUUUGAUUCGUUACAAGUGAAUGUUUAUAUGCCAAUUGCCAAGUCAUAAUCAGGGUUUAAACUUAUUCUGGUUUGCAUUAUUCGUUCUAGACACAUCCACAUAUGGUCGUUGAGUAUUCUCUCCCUGCGUUUCAUCUUCUUCCUCAAGCUUUUUGCCUUCUUAGUUUCGGUGACCGGCGCGUGGUGGCUCCGUUAGCACCACCGCCGGUCAGAUGUUCUAUAUUUUCUCCUUCUUUGUGCUUUGUCGUUUUUCGUUUUCAUUUCAAGUGAGUUUAGAGUUGGUCUCCUUUGUGUCUCAAGCAUUUAAUGAGCUCUUGCCCGUCUCUUUUGGAUCUUUUGUUGAUUUCGCUGUAGCCAUGGGUCUAAUGGUUUAAUUGUGCAGCAGUGGCUGUGGUUGGUGUUGGCGGUUCAGACAGUUUCCUGUUUUAGAUCUGGGAUCUCAUUUGUUCUUGAGUCUGGUUUAUGGGUUAGUCGUUUGUAGCUCUGGUUUGCUAAGGGGUGGUUCAUGUCAGCUUGGUUCGUGUGUUAAGCUUGGUCUGUGGUAGUCUUAAAACAAGCAGUAGUAGUUCUGUUUUAAUCCUUUGUAAAAGUUGAAGUAGCAGAUUUGUUUCGUAUGGUAGUGUCUCAAUGAUCGUUUGCCGUUCGUGUCUAUUCCGUGAGUCUAUCGGGAGUGGUUCAUCGGUUAAAGUUUCGUGUUGGUUGAAAAUGUGUGUGGGCUUCUAUCUAGGAGUAAGUGGACGCUGAAUGCGUCGCUUCCGUAUCCGAAAGUUGUGUGGACCAGAGUAGAGUUCCCUCUUGUCGGAUUAUGAAGUCGUGCGGUUUUUGGUUCUAUGGACGUUAUCGUCUGGCGGGCGUGAGCAGCAGCAGCGAUAAGUCGGUACACUGGGUGUAGGAAGUGAAUAUUGUCGCAAGGCAGGCUAUGGGCAGCUGCGAAAAUUCCCGAUCAUUGGUUACUACUUGGAUUUAAAUUUGCUUUUUUAACUUGUAAGGUUGUUAAGUCUUAAGUUGGCAUGUUUGUUUGUUGCCGUAAGCUGCCCCGAAGUGGGUUGUAGUUGCCGUCUCGAUGUAGGCUCUUGGGUUUGGGGAUUGUUCUUUCAUCCCGUGGUUUAUGUAUCAAGUAGUGUCUGUUUCUUUGAAAACAAAUGGUACUUUUCAGGCGGAAAAAAAAAGACACAUCCACAUAUCUCUUGGACCGACCAAAGUUACUGAACCAAACCAUUCUAAAGACAAAACUAAAAUAAAAAACACUAUUAAUAUACGUUAAAAUCAAAAACCAAAACCAUUUGAAAACAAUCACAAAGAACACCAAAAAGAACAAAAGUAUGAGAAUACUUUUUCUCUUCUCUCUAUUCUUCUUCCUCUUCUUCCACUCAUCAUCCUCUUCAAGAACUUCAUCAGAAUCUCGCAUCUUCAUCUACGGUGGAUGUUCACCGGAAAAAUACACACCAAACACUCCUUUCGAAUCAAACCGAGACACUUUCCUCUCUUCCGUCGUUACUUCCUCCUCAGACGCCUCCUUCAACAGCUUCGCCGUCGGCAACGACUCUUCCUCCUCCUCUAGCGAUAUCUUCGGCCUUUAUCAAUGCCGUGACGAUCUCCGACCUUCUGACUGCUCAAAAUGUAUCCAAAACUCCGUUGAUCAAAUCACUCUCCUCUGUUCUUACUCUUACGGUGCUUCUCUCCAGCUCCAAGGCUGCUUCUUGCGUUACGAGACCUAUGAUUUUCUCGGGAAACAAGACACGAGUCUUAGGUACAAGAAGUGUAGUUCCAAGAGCGUUGAGAACGAUUAUGAUUUCUUUAAACGGAGAGACGAUGUGUUGUCGGAUCUUGAGUCGACUCAACUAGGUUACAAAGUUAGCCGGUCCGGUUUAGUAGAAGGUUAUGCUCAGUGUGUUGGUGACUUGAGUCCUAGUGACUGUACGGCUUGUCUUGGAGAAGCUGUUGGGAAGUUAAAGAAUCUUUGUGGCUCGGCGGUUGCAGCUGAGGUUUACUUGGCUCAGUGCUAUGCUCGUUAUUGGGGUUCGGGUUACUACGACUUCUCUCCAGACCCAACGAACGGAGACCACGUGGGGAAAUCAAUUGCGAUCAUCGUAGGAGUCAUUGCUGGAUUCGCAAUUCUUGUUAUUCUCCUCUCCCUUUGCAGAAACUCCAUGCAUUGACACAAGGAAGACAUGAUUCGGGAUGAAAGAUUCUAAAGAGACCUGUUUUUUUUUUUUUUUGUUAGAAUUAUCUUAUGUUGUAGGAACAUAUCCGUUACCUUAAUGAUUAUUUUUGGUUUAACAAAAGGAAAAAAAGAAACUUGAACUGACCUAUAAAAUA